Molecule: messenger RNA, 372 nt
Organism: Staurois parvus
Lineage: Eukaryota; Metazoa; Chordata; Amphibia; Anura; Ranidae
Source: the annotation of a GenBank genome assembly
CUCGCUCAUGCGCACUGGGCACCCGGCUGUCAUGCCGAGUGCCAUUACAGAAGCCGGGAAGACAGCGCGCGGCUGGAUAGAGGAACAGGUAAGAUGAAAGAACAACUCCGCGGAAGUACCCGCUCCCCCCCCUCCCCAAAGGUCAGCAGUCAUCCCCUGUACUAUCCAGUCUCUGGUCAUCCCUGUGCUGUGUCCGCAGUCUCUGGUCAUCUCCUGUACUGUGUCCGCAGUCUCUGGUCAUCUCCUGUACUGUGUCCGCAGUCUCUGGUCAUCCCCUGAACUGUGUCCGCAGUCUCUGGUCAUCUCCUGUACUAUGUCUGCAGUCCAUUAGUUCAGAAUUUUUUUUUCCUGUUUUCUGCCUCUAAAACCUAG